Leptopilina heterotoma is the source of this 610-nucleotide messenger RNA. RefSeq lists its product as uncharacterized. Gene Ontology annotation, molecular function: structural constituent of ribosome. Bases 172 to 555 code for a protein of 127 amino acids. The record is from RefSeq and is a predicted model, not a curated record. NCBI's taxonomy places the organism in Eukaryota, Metazoa, Arthropoda, Insecta, Hymenoptera, Figitidae. Gene Ontology annotation, biological process: ribosome biogenesis; translation. Gene Ontology annotation, cellular component: ribosome; mitochondrial large ribosomal subunit. The transcript is spliced from 2 exons.
UCUGCUAAGAAAAAGAAACACACACUCGGAAAACAUAACCUCAAAAUAUUUUUUUCAAUAAACAAGUUUCAUUAAAAUUAUUAUGAGAAAAUAAUUGACUUGAGAAUAGAAUAUAAAAGAAAUCUACUGAAUGUAAAACUGCAGUUACAUUUAUAAUAUUGAUUUGGAAAAAUGAACAUUAUCUCAAGAGUUACACAGCUAGCAGCAAAUAGUUUAUUUCCAAGAGUACUUAUGAGAAAUACUGAAAAACAUAAUAUACACAGUUUAUGCGGCAAUAUUACAUCGAGAAUUGGGGGAAAUUUACAAGAUUACAAUUCUGCAUGCUCAGGACUAUUACUACAACCGAAACUACCAAUUUUCAAUCAAUUAUGUGGCAUGAAAUACAAAGUUAACUUAAGAUUGCGUUGUAGAGGAUGUUACUUUGUACACAACAAAGGAGUAAGGUAUGUAAGAUGCAAAGUGAAGCCAAGACAUAAGCAAAGUGCCUUUGCUCCUAAGGAAAGAAAUACCUGGAUAUGGACAUGCGUAACUCAAAGUAAAAAAAGAGAAUGGUAGAGAAUAUAUUGUCGAGAUUGUAAAUAAAUUAAAUACAAACUGAAUUUUUAUUUAA